AUAGUUACUUUUAUUUCCACUAGGUGGCAUCUGAACCAUGGUUUCAUUUAUGUGGAGUCAACACUCAAGUCAAUUCACUGCCAAUACAAACUGAUGGUGUUUAAAAGUGCCGUCAAGUCUCUAUUUGUGGAGUGAGUUGUGGAAGUUGUCCCGCAUCUCUUUCAAUCUCUUCAUAGCGCCGCAGAUCUCCAUCCUCCUCCUCUCCUCACUGCGGUACUGCACUCACACCCAUCCAGUUAACCGGUUGUUUCCCUUCAGAUGCUAAGCGUAUAGAAGAGCCAAACCGAACGCUGCACUUUCGCCUUUAAAGAGAAAAACACAAAUAAACGCAAUUAUUUUGUGCUGCGGAGCAUUUAACCAGGCCUCAAACUGACUGACAUCAGCAUGGGCAUAGAGAGUCAGGGUCCAAGUCACCCUGCAGGAAAUCUGAUGCCACGGCAGGUCAAGACCUUUCAAAAUGUGGAGCCCAAAGCUCUGGGGUCCAUUCAGAUCAUUAUUGCCGUGCUGUGCUUGUGUCUGAGCAUCACCAUUCUUCAGCUCUACGAAGAGAUCCACUUCUCUCCUGAUGUCAUUGUUGUGAUUGUGAUUGUUGUUCAGCUGCUUGUGUCUGGAUCCAUUUUAAUCCAUGCUGGAAGAUUCCCAUCUCUAUUCUGGGUGAAAGCCACCCUGGUUGCUCAUCUGGUCAGUGCAGCGUUCUCCACUGCUGUUCUUGGGCUUCUCUCUCGUCAUCUGCCUUACCGUCAGGACACGUACCACUGUGAGCACUGCCGGAGACUGGAGAUCUACUCUGUGCAACAAUAUUGUUACAGGAAGUGCACUUAUACUGUCGAGAGAAAUUGUAAACACUUGAUUGAUGGCUUCUUGGCUACACUGGUUCUGUUUCUGGUGGUGGAGUUGACGAUCUGCAUUGUAGUCAUCCUGUUUGGACUCAGUGCUCUGGCUAAAGGUGGUGUGCAGCUUCCUGGUUUCAGACAGCGAGAAGCUCCACCUCAGCCUGAGGCCAUCACCCCAAGCCAACCUCAGGUGGAGGUGAUGGUGUCAGAAGUGGAGACGAUGCCAGAGCGUGAACCUGAACCUAAAACUGAGCCCAUAGAAGAACUCCCCAGCCCCCCCACUGAACCUCAGGUGGCCCCCAUUGACUCUUUGACAGACGUUUGACAC
Danio aesculapii is the source of this 1161-nucleotide messenger RNA. RefSeq lists its product as uncharacterized. Gene Ontology annotation, cellular component: membrane. The transcript has 10 exons. The record is from RefSeq and is a predicted model, not a curated record. Lineage: Eukaryota; Metazoa; Chordata; Actinopteri; Cypriniformes; Danionidae. The coding region runs from base 385 to 1158 and encodes 257 amino acids.